AUGUCCCUCUUUCCAAGCACCCUCACCGGGCGGAUCCUGGACGACGGCGUCACGGCACCGCCGGUCAUCGAACUCCAGGGCAUCUCCGCCGGGCAGCUGGCCACCGUCCUGACCGCGUAUACCCCGCAAACGGAGCACACCGCCAACACCACGGCCAUCGGAGUCAACGCGGCCGCCAUCACCGCCCUUCAAGGCCAGGUCGCCGCCCUGCCGGCAGUUCCUAACCUCGCGCCGUACGCGCUGGCCUCGGACCUGGCAGCCCUCGAGAGCUCCAUCCUAGCCAACGCUUCCGGCUUGGCGAGCGUCAACACGAGCCUGACCCUGGGGCUGGCUUCCAAAGCCAACCAGUCGGCCCUGGACGUCUCAAGCUUCGUGGCGGGCGAGCUGGCCAACUACGCCACGACUGCCUCCGUCAGCUCCAGCAUCGCUUCGGCACUCAGCUCCUACGACGACAGCAGCCAGGUCGACAACAAGAUCAUCACGGCCCUGCUGGCUUUCUACACCAGAGCGGAGACCGACCAGGCCAUCGCCAAUGCGGUGUCGGGCUCCGUGGAUCUGUCGGCCUACUACACCUCCGCCCAAACGCAGAGCUACGUGGCCAACGAGCUCCUCUCGUAUUAUCCGCGGACCGAGCUGGACUCCCUGCUCACGGCCACACUCACCCAAUACUGGACCAGCGGGCGCACCCAAACCGAGAUUGACGACGCCAUCGCCGGCGCGGGCUUUCAAACGCAGGCGGACGCAGACCUGCGCUACUUCGUGCGGGCUCCGGGCGCGGAGUCCGGGCAAAUCUUCAACUUGGUUCAAGAGCAGUUCACCCCAAGGAUCAUCCGCAACCUGCUCCUCGAAGCGCCCCUCUCGGGCGACGCCAUUCUUGGCAAUCAAAGUACACUGCGGCUCCGCUGCGACUCCUGGACCAAGGCGGAGGCGGACAGCCGGUUCCUGCGGACCAACGACCUCGGGCCCCUCGACGCCCGCUACUUCGUCACCGCUCCCGGCGCCGAGGGCGCUGGGAUCUUCAAUCUGGUCCAGACCCAGUUCACACCUCGCAUCAUCAGAAACCUGCUGUGCCAAACCCCGCUCUCCGCCCAGCCCAUCCUGGGCAACGGCAGCACCCUCCAAAUCUCCUGCGACUGCUGGAGCAAGGGGCAAAGCGACACUAGAUACCCUUUGGUCGCAACCUUCAACUCCCUGGGCCAGCGGGUCACGGACCUGGAGAACAGCCCGGGCGUGAAUCCCACCGCGGACCUCACCGUCAACAGCCUCACGGCCACCGCCCUCGUGCAGACGCCACUGCUGCAGAGCGCGGCGGCGGACCUCCAACUCAGAAACGCCACCACCACCAUCCGCGCCGAGGACGGCACAUUGCUGGCCUCCUUCGCCGCCGGCAACAUCGGCAUGGAGCAAGACAUCACCGCACCCCUGGUGCGCUCCGAUCCGGCCGCUCCGUGGCUCACCGUUCAAGGGGGCACCAACGGGAUUCUGAUGGACGACACCGUGCGCAUCAACGGAGUGCUGGGCCCCGAGGCCUCGCUGCCCUUCCUCUCCCUCUCGCGGGGGACGAGCGGGGUGCAGGUCCUUUCGCCGCUGCUGGAGCAAAUCGCCGUGGGCCCCACGGACGGCACCGUAGGCAUGGUGAUCCGCAACGCCGCGCCGACGGGCGAUGCACAGCUGCUGCUCGACGCCAACAAUCAGGGAGGCGUGGCGGAGCUCAAGGUGCUGGCGGGCGGCAACUGCGAGCUCAACGCCCAGUUCCAGUUCAUCUCCUUCAACACCACCAACGGCCUGGCGAACCUGGCCAUCGAGCCGAACAUCGGCGGCUCGAACGACGGGGAGGUCAUCUUCGGGUAUGGGUUUGUCAACCUGAGCGACCGGGAACUGGAGCAUUUGAUCGAUACUGCACCUUAG
Molecule: messenger RNA, 1908 nt
Organism: Symbiodinium sp. CCMP2592
Lineage: Eukaryota; Dinophyceae; Suessiales; Symbiodiniaceae
Source: the annotation of a GenBank genome assembly